This is a messenger RNA of Camponotus floridanus (Florida carpenter ant), 1650 nucleotides long. RefSeq lists its product as uncharacterized. NCBI's taxonomy places the organism in Eukaryota, Metazoa, Arthropoda, Insecta, Hymenoptera, Formicidae. Gene Ontology annotation, molecular function: 3'-5'-DNA exonuclease activity; nucleic acid binding. Gene Ontology annotation, cellular component: cytoplasm. Gene Ontology annotation, biological process: DNA catabolic process. The coding region runs from base 477 to 1451 and encodes 324 amino acids. The record is from RefSeq and is a predicted model, not a curated record. The transcript is spliced from 5 exons.
AAAUAAAAUAAAGAUAUAUUCAUAAUUUUUAACGUUGGAAAAAAGUAAAGAUGAAAGAUGAAAGGUGAGUUUAGCUAAAAAAAAAAAUAAAAAUUAUCACGUAAUAUUGUAUCACGUGAAAGUUGAUUCCACAAGACUUCUACACGUAAUGUUAAAUAAAUAAAAUAUUUGGAUAUCAAUAGAUCAAUAGAUCAAUAGUUAAAUAAAAUAUUUGGAUAUCAAUAAAUCUCUUCAGAGACUUCAAUAAAAGAGCGUGCUUAUUUAACGCUUUACAGAAAUUACGUGAAAAUUGAUUCCAGAGAGAUUUCUACAAGUGACGUUAAAUAAGAUGUUUAUAUACCAUUAAGUCUCAUCAGACUUUGAUAAAAGUGUGCUUAUUCGACGCUUUAUAGAUAAAUUGUAGAAAUCAAAUACCAAUGAAGAGAUAACACAGAGAGAAUAAGAAAAGAGAGCUCAUCAAAUCAAUAUAUAAAAUAAUGGAAAUUCAAACUUUUAUAUUCUUUGAUCUGAAAACAACUGGACUGAUUCAAGAAAAGCUUAUGCCAAGAAUCACAGAAAUUGCUUUAAUCGCUGUUGGAAGAGAGUCAAUAUGUAAUAGCAACAAAGCAUCUCUGCCACGAGUCUUACAAAAGUUAAUACUUCCGAUUAAUCCCCAAAAAAUUAUACCGCCAAAUGUAGAGUACAUAACAAAGCUGUUUAAUGAUGAUAUGUUACUGCUGCGGCCUUUCGAAUGUGAAGUUUAUGAGUUAAUAAUGUGUUUUCUACAGCGUCUCACACCACCAAUUUGUUUUGCAGCACAUAACGGCAAAAGUUUUUACUAUCCAAUAUUCUUCCAGGAACUCGAGCGUACAAAUAAGGUUCUUGAUGACAAAAUCCUCUGCAUUGAUACAUGGAACAUGUUUAAAGAUUUAUUCGAGAAAAAAGACUCUGAACCAAAGAUGAUCCAAAAUUUAUUGAACGAUGAAUAUAAUAAUUCACUUUCUAUGUUGGAUAUGGAUAUCAGAAUAAUAGGGCAAGAGGCUACGGCAACGUCCACUUCGCUAAUGACAUCUGCCCAUGAUGGAUAUAUCAAAACUAUAAGCAAUAAGAAAUAUGAUAUAAAUGAAGUAUAUAACGGUAACAUUGAUAUCGAAUCGUCGAAGAAUUUUAGACAAAAAGAUAACGAGAAAACGCCAGAGAAUCAAAUAAUAAGGCAGCAUGAAAUCGCUGUCAAACGACCAUUUAAAAAUUAUUAUCCAAGAAAGAGAUUGGAUUUUGGGUGCGAAGAGAGACCAGUCAAUCUGCAACUCAACACCAUUUACAAAUGUAUGUUUGGUUCAAAUAUCCCUCAGGAGCAUUCAGCCGAAGCCGGCUGUCUUGCCAUGAUACGUUGCGUCACUAAUAUCGUCGACUUCUUCCUUGAGUGGUCAGACAAUCACGCAAUUCCAUUCGCUAGCUGUAAAGGAAUUUAGUUCAACGUUAUUAAUUGAUGUUGUAAACAGUUGAAAUUAUACAGGGUGUCCGGGCCGGUCGAAUAUUUCAUAAACUAUGCACUUCAGAAAGAAAUGUUUCAAACAAAAGUUGUAUGGCUUAAAGAGGGCCAUAAGACGGUGUCAUUGGUUUGACCUUGCACAGUCGUUUGAAGGUCACGUGAAGAUCGCCUUCAAUUUU